GACGUCUAGGGAGUGAGUUUUACUGUAAAAGAGAAUGAGACAGGAGACGGAUAAGACAUUAGUACAAACCUGAGAGUGCCUCAAAAUCUGUGGGGAGGGACAGGAAGGAGAGAGGAGAAACACAUAUAUCUGUGAGUGAGGGAGAGAAGAAGAGAAGUAAAAGGUCUGCUGUGGAUCCUGCUCAGCUCAGACCUUCAUCAUGGCCGCCCUGAAGGAGAAGAGGACCUGUGGGCAGCGAUGUGAAGACUUUGGCCGUUUUGUCUGGAACUCAGAUGAAGGGAAGUUAAUGGGGAGAACGCCAGAGAAAUGGGUGUACAUCAGUCUGUAUUAUGUGGCCUUCUACGUGGUGAUGACGGCCCUCUUUUCUCUGGCCAUCUGGACCCUCAUGUACACCUUGGAUCCGUACGCCCCGGACUACCAAGACCGGUUAAAAUCGCCGGGGGUAAUGGUGUGGCCGGACACUUAUGGGGAGGAAAUUGUGGAAAUCAACUACAACACAUCAGACAAAUGCAGCUGGAUGAAGAUGACCAGGAUCCUGAAUAAAUUCCUGACGCCCUACAAUGACACCAAGCAGCUUGAAUGUAACAACUACAACUGUACGAAGGGAAAGUACUUCAUCCAGAACAGCUUCACGGCCCCGAACAAGACCAAGUGGGCCUGCCCCUUCCUGCAAAGCAUGCUGGGACCCUGUUCAGGAUUUGAGGACCCAACCUUUGGCUACAACUGCAGCAUGCCGUGUGUCAUCAUCAAGAUGAACAGGAUCAUCAGCUUCCUGCCAACUAAUAGCUCUAAGAUUCCCUUAUAUGUCAACUGCACUGUGCUGGAUGGAGAAGAAAAUGUGGCCAAAAUCGAGUAUUUUCCUGACAAUGGAAAUAUCGAUCUCUCUUACUUCCCUUACUACGGAAAACAGGCCCAGCCUACUUACGUGAACCCGCUGGUGGCCGUGCGUUUCAGCCUGGUCAAAAAGAGGGCGGCCAAGAUCCAGUGCAGAGUGGUCUCCACAAAGAUCAGCUACCAAAACUUCCACGACCCCUACGAGGGAAAAGUCGACUUCUGCAUCAAAGCAGUGAAAUGA
This is a messenger RNA of Centropristis striata (black sea bass), 1075 nucleotides long. Its product is annotated as potassium-transporting ATPase subunit beta-like. Bases 200 to 1075 code for a protein of 291 amino acids. Gene Ontology annotation, molecular function: ATPase activator activity. Gene Ontology annotation, biological process: intracellular sodium ion homeostasis; potassium ion import across plasma membrane; sodium ion export across plasma membrane. Lineage: Eukaryota; Metazoa; Chordata; Actinopteri; Perciformes; Serranidae. Gene Ontology annotation, cellular component: sodium:potassium-exchanging ATPase complex. The transcript is spliced from 7 exons. The record is from RefSeq and is a predicted model, not a curated record.